AUGGAAGAGUCACAGGAAAGAAAUGGUCAACAAUCAGCGACACAACAGGUUGGUGAGAUCAUCAAGCCAGUAGUAUGUAACGGUACUGUUGAGGAAUUAUUGGAUACAGUUUACGGGUUGAAAGCUGUUUCUGUAACACCGUUAAAUAGCUAUGAUGAUUGUAAUUAUGGAAUAAAGGUUGAACCAGAAUGGACCAAUCCACACAUCAAAGAAGUAGCACCACACGGCUAUUUGAUGAAAAUCAUCAAUUCUAUGGAUUCCAAACGUCCUGAAAUGCAUCACGCACAGCAUACCCUUAUGGAUCAUUUAAGAUCUAAAGGUGUCCCUACACAACAACCAGUCCCUACUAAAAAAGGAGAACUUAUAAGUGUUCGAAAGAUUUACGCUGACAAAAACAAAACAGAUUAUGCAGAGCAUAUUGUUAGAUUGAUGACAUUUUUACCAGGUCAAGUUUUGUUAAAUUAUCCCAUUACGACAAAUUUAUUAUACCAAUCGGGAAUGUUUAUUGCUAAAAUAUCAAAUGCGAUGGAGGGAUUUCAUCACGAAGUAUUUGCUCAUUUUGAAACUAAAUGGAACCUUGGUCAUAUACUGAUAUUAAAAGACUAUGUUUUUGUAUUGAAACAAGAUGAACGUGAUCUAGUCAAUAAAGUUAUUCAAGCUUUUGAGAAGGAAUUUGUGCCUUUAAUACCAAAUCUGCCUAAAGGGUAUAUACAUGGUGAUCUAAAUGAACUUAAUUUAUUGGUCAUGCCCGUGGAAGACACUAAGAACCUGCAGGAGAGACAGUAUAAUUUUACUGGUUUAAUUGAUUUCCAAGAUACAACUUACUCAUGUACAAUAUAUGACUUAGCUAUCAAUGUAGCUUAUCUAACUAUCUUCACAGAACUAAUUGAUCAACUUGAUGCUCCGGGACACAUUCUGGCAGGUUACUACUCAUUGAAACAAUUGACAGAAGAUGAAUUCAACAGUUUAAAGAUCCUUAUCGCUGGUCGAAUGUGCCAGUCACUGGUAUACGGUGCUCAUACUCAUCACUUAGAUCCUUCUGAUGACUAUGUGUUGCAUACAGCUAAAAAAGGCUGGAACAUAUUAAAUCGGUUGUGGUCCGAGCCCCAAGAAAAGCUGUUCGGGAGGUGGAAAAUGAUAAUGGAAAACUAUAAAUAA
Messenger RNA from Lottia gigantea (owl limpet), 1158 nucleotides. RefSeq lists its product as hypothetical. Lineage: Eukaryota; Metazoa; Mollusca; Gastropoda; Lottiidae. Bases 1 to 1158 code for a protein of 385 amino acids. The transcript has 6 exons. The record is from RefSeq and is a predicted model, not a curated record. Gene Ontology annotation, molecular function: amino acid kinase activity.